Messenger RNA from Debaryomyces tyrocola, 1950 nucleotides. The record is from the annotation of a GenBank genome assembly. Lineage: Eukaryota; Fungi; Ascomycota; Pichiomycetes; Serinales; Debaryomycetaceae.
AUGAAGUUUGUAGCGCUAAUGUCUGGUGGUAAGGAUUCGUUCUUCAAUAUACACCAUAGCAUAUCAAGGGGACAUGAAUUGGUAGCAUUGGGGAACUUGUAUCCAAAGCAGACCGGUAUCGAUGAGAUUGAUUCGUUUAUGUUCCAAACAGUGGGACACGAUAUAAUUGAAUAUUACAGUGAGUGUUUGGAGGUUCCGCUUUACAGACAAGAAAUUACUGGGUCAUCGAAGAAUCAACGAUUGGAGUACUCAAUCACAGAGGAGGAUGAGAUAGAAGAUUUGUACGUAUUGCUCAAGAUGGUGAAGGAAAAACAUCCAGAUGUAGAGGGAGUCAGUUGUGGGGCAAUAUUAUCGCAUUAUCAGCGAACGAGGGUCGAAAACGUAUGUGGGAGGUUGGGUUUGACGUGUCUUGCAUAUUUGUGGCAGCGAGAUCAGCUUGAGUUGAUGGGAGAAAUGUGCAAUAAUCAGUUGGAUGCCAGGAUCAUCAAGGUUGCAGCAAUCGGGUUGAAUGCCACGCAUUUGGGAAAAUCGAUUCAGCAGUUGUACCCACACUUAAUCAAGUUGAACCGGAUGUAUGAGGUUCAUAUAUGUGGUGAAGGGGGGGAAUUCGAAACAAUAGUGCUAGAUGCGCCAUUUUUCAAGCAUAAGAAGUUAGAAAUUAUUGAGCAGGAGGUUGUCAACCAUUCAAAUGAUGAUGUUUCGUACUUAAGACUCAAAGUCGAGCUACGUGAUAAGGUGGACGGCUCUUCAGAUACUACAUUGGCCCCACCGGCCUUGCUAAGUGAACAAUUCGCAACCAUUUUCGAAGAGCUUGCGGAUGAAAUCACAGAUGAAAUCAAGGAUGACAAGCAAUAUGACGAAGAUAAACUAAAUGGCGUCGAAAGCCAACCAGAGAUUUGCAUGGCUUCGGCGAAGGAUAAAUUAUAUAUUUCUAACCUAACAAGUACUAAGUCUACAUUGAAAGAGCAAACAGUCGAUAUUUUCACGAAAUUGGACGACAUCUUGAUUAACCAUAAUUCCUCGUUGAAUGAUAUUCAGCAUAUAACCUUGCUCCUCUCGGAUAUUAAUCAAUUCAGUGAAGUUAAUAAUGUAUACGAAGAGCAAUUUAGCAAGUUUUAUCUACCACCUUCCCGUAUAUGUAUUGAAACUACAUUAAGUAGCUCUACGUUGGUUCAAUUGUCAUGCAUCGUCAUACAUCCAAAAGUCAAACAAGGUAUUCAUAUUAGAUCAAGAUCGUACUGGGCACCACAGAACAUUGGUCCUUACUCUCAGAGUAUAGUUGAAGAAAGCUCACAAUAUAAAAUAGGUACACUUUCCGGGCAAAUAGCCUUAGUGCCUUCAUCAAUGGAAUUAUCAAAAUUAUCAAAUCCAGUUGCCAGAGUUUUCAGCUCUGUGUUAUCGUUACAGCAUUUGCAUCGCGUUAAAGAAUUAAUCGGCGUUCCUGAUAUCGGAAGCAUAAUUUGUUUUAUUGUUGACGCAAAAGACUUGGAUAUUGUCAGUGAAACAUGGCAAAAGUAUAUUAAUGAACUCGCCACCAGUGAUGAUGCAAAGAAUUUAAUCAUUGUUAAAGUGAAAAAAUUACCGAAAAAUGCUAGUAUUGAAUGGGGUGGAUGUAGUUUCAAGAAUAGUAUUGGAAUGUAUGAAGAUGAACAAGAAACAAAGCCCCAGACAUUGGAAAUCACCAAAAUGGUUGAUUUAUUUGAAAUAUCAAAUGUGGUUAAUAUCAAUCAUGGAAACAUACAACUCAUUACAUUGUUUACAAAUGAUUGUGACCUAGUACGCAAUCUAAUUGAAUUUAACGACAAAUUGUGUCACAGUUUGCAAAUAUUCGCUAGACUUGCGGAUGCAAAUAACCUUGGAGGUAACUUCGAAAUAAUUCCAGUUUUACAGAGUUGGACUUACGAAAAGAGGCCAUUCGCCUUUACAAUUGUUUGGACAGUGGAAAAUUAA